Messenger RNA from Stereum hirsutum FP-91666 SS1, 747 nucleotides. RefSeq lists its product as uncharacterized. Bases 1 to 747 code for a protein of 248 amino acids. Lineage: Eukaryota; Fungi; Basidiomycota; Agaricomycetes; Russulales; Stereaceae. The record is from RefSeq and is a predicted model, not a curated record. The transcript has 6 exons.
AUGAUCUCCAACACAUUCUCGUGGACAGCUCGCACUGGGCUGGAGCUUGAUAGCGCCCUACGUACCUCGAUGGCUCGUUUCUGGUAUGGUCGUUCCCGACUGCAAUUCUAUGCUGGUGUUGUACUGGCUUGUCUACCCGCCCUCCUUUCCAUCGCAAACCUCGCCUUGUCCAUACUGAAGGCUAAUAGCGCCGAGUAUGGUUUCAAUGAACCUCGGACGUAUUCAUACAUCGACGACGACUAUCCUGAGUACUACCCUCUCGAGGAACACUUAGUAGCACUGGCCGUCGAAGAGACGGGUCAUUACCCUAUACACGGUGUAGAUGCGAAGGAAGAAUGGGCGUCGAGCUCAGUUGCAGGUUUUGGUUAUUUGAGGCUCGGGGAAGAGCAUCGGACAUUUGCCAUAGGCAUGUCUCACGAAGCACACUGCCUACGCAUUCUCCGUGUUCUACUCGAAGGAAAUUUGACCUUGGAGCCGGCAGAUGCUCUUUGGAGAUCCCACGAUGUCGAACGCUCUGGAGGCACGCACACCUGUCUAGACUGGAGGCUCGUUUAUGAAGCCAUGGCCCAAAAUUGGGAGGAGUGGGUACGGGUGCGAGAUGAUGACUUCGACACUCACAGCGCAGUUGAGCUGUCGCCCCCUGCAGGAGGUAUCAGGGGAAAGGAGACGAGAGUAUCUAUCGAGAGUAAAGUUAUCACAAGUUUCACCGCUUCAUGCGUUGGUGGUCGUCUAGGCCGCACAUUCUAG